AUGAUCCAAUCGAUUUUCAUGGACAUAUUUGAACAUCCAGGCAGGUACAUUACAGUAAUCAGUAGAAGGUUAACUUCAAGAAUGAAAGGUGCAAAACCUCCAAGUUGAUAGGUUUCUAUCUUAUCACUUUACUGAUUUGAAAUUCCCUAAAGGAUAUACACCUUGAAAAACUCUUUACUUUGACAAGGUCGUUUUGUGCAUUGAAAUCUUAAGAUUAUUUUGUGAACAAGAAUAAAGGGACAGCCAGAUCACAGAUUUGAAAUAUAUUCAGUCAGAAGAGUUACUUUGUGGAUACUACAAAUAUGGGAGGAAAAAUGCUAAAUAUUCUAAUAUGUCAAAUUUUCAUUGGAGCCACUUUUCUACAAUCCUCAAAAGCAGUUGAUUCGCAGAUGCUUAGUUUCCUUCUCAGUGAAAUGUCAACCUACAGAACCAUGACUUUGGAUAUGCAGAAUGAAAUAAAAGCGCUAAAGUCCACUGUAUCAAAUCUGACAUCACAGAAUGAUCACCUGCAAAGAAUGGUCACAUCACUGGAUUCCCAGACCAAACACCUUGAACAGGAGUUGGUGAAUAAUGUCAGUAAACUGAACACAGACAUUGUAACAGUGGACAGGGCCACAAACACCUCGGUCCUUUUUAUCCAGCUGGAAGAGAAAAUAUUUGAACAGCGCAUCGAGGAAGAACUUCGGAAUAUAUCCACUGAAUUCAAUGCAAAAUUAAACAAUUCAACCUUGAAUGUGAUCUUCUCUGCUCAUGGUGCUCCGGGGAACCUAAUGCAGCUUACUGGGGUCACAUUCACAAAAACCUCCAUUAACACACCACCCUCUUACAAUCACGCAAGUGGGAGAUACACUGUCCCAAAACAUGGUUUCUACAUACUGCACAUGACUGACAGCAUCACCACAGGAAUCAACAACAAAUCACCUUUCAUGGUUAAUGACAAACGCCAGCCAGGCUGCUUUAGUGCAAAUGGAACAGUUCCUGUGUGUCAAAUAUAUGUCCAACUUCAAGCUGGAGACCAAAUCUGGGUUCAGGAUUUCACAGAUUUCAUUCAUACCAAUAUAUCCAAAUUUUCCAUAUGGAAAAUAUAGUACAUUAAACUCCUUUCAAAAUGACUGUAGAUAACUAGUACAAAUUAAUUUUUUUAAGUACAGUGAAACUUGUUUAUAAGGAAUUACGUAGCUUUAUUUGUAAGAAAAUAUGGCUAUUAGGAAUUCAAAUAAGUGUUCCACCUUCUCAGUUUUAGAGCUAUAAAUUCUUUAAAUUUACAUGUUCUGACUGAGUUAAAAUCUCAAUUCAUGUAAUCAUAUUUCCCUUAAAUAUAUAUUGUACAAGAAAUAUAUCAGCCACAAAAUUAAAUUCUCUUUAACAAUACAGAGUAUGUUGAAACCAGUAUAUCAAUUAUAUGACUUCAUGUUUCAAUAUUUACAUUUCCAAUGUUUUUGUCUUUGACAAUUAAUCUUAUUGAAAAGCAAUUUCCACAUGAAUGUGUUGCAAUUGUGAACCAAGUGAGUAUAAAUCUUGAUAAAUAUAGACUGUUUAUUUUAAUGACUGGGAAUUCCAACAGAAAUGAAAGUAGAAAGAAAAUAUAAAAACUAAAUUUCGUUUUUGACAGUAUGAUUUGAGAUUGCUUCAUAUUGACAUACUUUUCAUGAAGCGCUAACACGCGUCAUGAAGUAUGCUGGCAUGAAGCAUCACAAUUCAUACCCUGACGUAUUUACAACAAUGAAAUUUACUUCUCUGAUAUACGGAACUUGCUUGUAAAUAUAUAUUAAAAAAACUCCCUAAUAUGGCUAUAAGAAAAUCUUGUUUUAAUAUCAGGAAUUCAAUGUUGGUGUCUCCUGUAAUUCUUUAAAAACAGGCUUUACUGUACAUGUAAAAUGUGUUGUACAUGCAUUUAUAGCGGUAUAAUAAAAGUGUCAGCAAGGAA
Ostrea edulis (European flat oyster) is the source of this 1927-nucleotide messenger RNA. RefSeq lists its product as uncharacterized. Lineage: Eukaryota; Metazoa; Mollusca; Bivalvia; Ostreida; Ostreidae. The transcript has 2 exons. The coding region runs from base 303 to 1088 and encodes 261 amino acids. The record is from RefSeq and is a predicted model, not a curated record. Gene Ontology annotation, molecular function: protein binding.